CAAACAGCAGAUGGCAGUGUGAUCCAUCUGUAUCUGGUUUGUCAUUUCCUCUCAGCUGUGGACCAGAAGAAGACGGCAGCAGCCAGCGCAGACAAUCCUGGGCUUCCUGUUUGGGAUAUUUGAUCCCCUUAUUAUUCAUCUCAACAGCUCCAGUCACAGCAGCCGAGGACCAUGGCCCAUAAGAAGAAAGUAGUGGUGACAGGUUUUGAGCCCUUUGGGGAGCAUGCAGUGAACUCCAGCUGGGUGGCCGUGCAGGAACUGGAGCGACUCGGACUGGGCGAGGACGUGGAUCUGCACGUGUGUGAGAUUCCUGUUGAAUACCAGGCUGUUCAGAACCUCCUGCCGUCUCUGUGGAGGGAGCAGCAGCCACAGCUGGUGGUCCAUGUUGGUGUUUCUGGGUUGGCCACCACAGUCACUCUGGAGCAGUGCGGCCACAACAAGGGCUACAAGCGUCUGGACAACUGCAGCUUCUGCCCAGCCUCCCAGUGCUGCAUGGAGAACGGACCGGACUGCAUCAAGUCGGUGCUGGACAUGGACGCCGUCUGCAAAAGGGUGAAUGAGUCGGACAUCGGGAUCGCUGUGUCUGUAUCUAAGGAUGCUGGAAGGUACCUGUGCGACUACACCUACUACUCGUCUCUGUACCUGGGGCAGGGCCACUCCGCCUUCGUCCACGUGCCUCCGUUAGGGAAACCCUACAGCAGCCAGGACCUGGGCCGAGGCCUGCAUGCCGUCAUCCAGGAGAUGCUGCAGCUGCUGGAGCAGGACCACACUGUGGAGGAGCACCUACACAACGAGCACUGCAACCAUUCGCAUUAACACCAACGCUCACGACUGACUCACAACCUGAGCAGAGCCGGCUGACCACAAACGGCCACUGGCUCGUCGCAGCAGCUUAAUCAGUGUCAGAUGUGAGGAGAGUAAAUCAGUUUUGAUUCAGUUGUGUGGCUCAAAAAAAAAAAUCAACAAGCUGUGAUUUGCUGUGGACCAGCAGCUCCAGGAAACAACAGCAUGAUUCACAUCCGAGUGGUGUCUGGACUUAAACAUCCUGAAGGUCUGCUGUGGACGCUGACGCCCGACUACAGCAUCUGUUUAAUGUAGUCUGUGUAUCGAUGUGUUUCUGAUGUGCAUGAAUCGUUGGCAUCAGUGAGUCUUUGUCAUCCAGCCUCUGAUCUUCCAUCAGACUGUGAAAAUAGACGUUUAUGGAUAUAUCAUUGUUGCAUCAUGGGGUUUACGCGACUGUACGAGUAUGUAACGAGUAGCACUAACGAGGUAGUAGUCCUAACUUCAGCUUAUACGUGGUGACACACUGUGUGCACUUUCACAGCUCAACUCACCUGCAUCACAGCCACAGCUUUCCCCUCUCCGCCGCCGAGUCCGUCCUUUCAAGUGUGUCUAAAUAUGCCGUCAUUCCCUCGUUGCUACUUGUGUCUGAACCAGAACAAUGUGAACAAAUAACAGAAACCUGACAAAAAAUGUGUUUAUCUCAGGGAAUAUAUUGCACAUGCAAUCAUGAAGUGAUCUGAUGACCAUGACCAUGUGUUGCUCCUCUGUAUGUAGCUUUACCAGGCAGAGCCAGCGUGACACUGUGUAUGAUUAAAGCGCUCCACACAGGUCUGGACUCUUUGGCUUGUGUUGGCCAUUUUCACACUG
Molecule: messenger RNA, 1650 nt
Organism: Stegastes partitus (bicolor damselfish)
Lineage: Eukaryota; Metazoa; Chordata; Actinopteri; Pomacentridae
Product: pyroglutamyl-peptidase 1-like
Exons: 5
Coding region: 172-816 (214 amino acids)
Biological process (GO): proteolysis
Cellular component (GO): cytosol
Molecular function (GO): pyroglutamyl-peptidase activity
Source: RefSeq, a predicted model, not a curated record